Messenger RNA from Drosophila sechellia, 1010 nucleotides. RefSeq lists its product as uncharacterized. The coding region runs from base 125 to 931 and encodes 268 amino acids. Gene Ontology annotation, cellular component: membrane. The transcript is spliced from 4 exons. Gene Ontology annotation, molecular function: phosphatidylinositol bisphosphate binding. The record is from RefSeq and is a predicted model, not a curated record. NCBI's taxonomy places the organism in Eukaryota, Metazoa, Arthropoda, Insecta, Diptera, Drosophilidae.
GGUGCGGAUCGUUAACGGAUUGAGUGUGUAAAUGUGAAACUUCUGGCUCUUGAAAAGCAACCGAUCAAAAUUCUAUAACACCUUUGGACGAUAUUUCGUUCAAAAUUCAAAGCCUAAACCCAAAAUGCUUUUCCUCACCGCCCGUGUCGAUCACACGGCCGAGCAGAUUUUCAAAAUUGAGCAACUCAGGCAGCUGGUGGAGAAGUGCGAGGAGCUACGAGUGGGCACCGAGGACACCCUGCUGACCAAGUUCCUGCACUACACGCGCUGGGACACCAUCAAGGCCUACCAGGCCAUACACGACUACUAUGAGUUCAAGCGACGCCAUCCCACCUGGGUGGCCCGCCAUCCCAUUGAGCACUAUCGCCAGCUCUUCUACGGCACCCACUGUCGCUAUGUUAUGCCCCAGGCGGAUCGCAGUGGACGGGUGCUGGUCAUCUUCAAGACGGUGGAUGGGUUCCAGGACUACCCCGACUAUCUGCAGAGUCUCGUCGAGAUGGACGACCUGAUCUUCGAGUCGCUGCUAUUGCUCCCGCGCGUCCAGCAGAAUGGGAUUACGGUCAUUUGUGAUCUCCAAGGGACAAACCGAAAUUUUCUGAGGCAAUUUUCGCCGUCGUUUAUGAAGGUGGUGAACGAAAAGAACGCAGUUCUGCCCUUCAGUCAGCGCAUCGUGCAUAUAAUACAACGCGGUUUCCUGAUGCACGUGACCUCCACUUUGUUUAUGCCCUUUAUGAACAAGGAGUUCAAGGAAAAGAUCUUUACGCACGAUGGGCGACAUCUGAGCAAACUGCGCGAAAUGGUUGGCUACGAAAGUUUGCCUGCGGAAUAUGGAGGUCCUGCGACAAAUGUCCUGGAUACGAACUUGAUAUUCAAUCAUCUGAGCCAAAAUGCGGAGUAUCUGGAAAAGCUGCAGACCUACGGAAAGGCAUAGGGAGAUAUAAGGAACUUUUGCUUACGAUUUUAUUAGUAUUUUGAACACGAACCAAAUAUAUUGACUAUUUAUAAUUAAA